UUCCCCUUCCCGUCCAUGCGGUGCCUCGGCACCGGCAGCGCCUCGGGUGUACACAGAUCCUGGACCUUUUUUUUUUAAAUUGAAUAAUCUGCAUCCUGCUGACCAAGAAACCAAUUUUGAGUUCUCCUUUUUUGUUGUGGGGUGUUUUUUUUUAUCCUUCCACACUGGAAGAGCUCAGUAGUGGCUCCCUGUUCACUUCAAUGUCAGUUUGCUGCUAAUGGGUGUAAGUAAAUUAGAUGUCUUAUACAGAAAGCUCCUCCUCACUAAACUUUUCAUCAGAGGAUGGGGAAAGCCAGAGGAUCUGAAAAGAAUAUUUGAAUUCAGAAAGAUUAUUGGAAACAGGGAAAAAUGCCAGACUCUGGUUUCAAAAGAUUAUCCAGUGUUUAUUGACAAGGUUGAGGGGCAAUCUGACUGUAAAAUCCUCGAGGGGCACUUCAUCUCCCCCUUGGCCCAUUGUGUCCCAGGUAUCCUGCCAGUCGAAUCUCUUGUAGCAAGAUUUCAGUUCAUCAUCCCCAGAAGAUGGAACAGCAAGCACAGACCUGUGUGCAUUCAUUUAGCAGGCACCGGAGAUCAUCACUUCUGGAGGAGACGGACACUAAUGGCGAGGCCAAUGAUUAAAGAAGCCUCUAUGGCUUCCCUGUUGCUAGAAAAUCCUUAUUAUGGCUGUAGAAAACCUAAAGAUCAAAUACGGUCAUGUUUAAAAAAUGUCUCGGAUCUGUUUGUGAUGGGAGGAGCUCUAAUUCUGGAAUCAGCAGCUCUUUUGCACUGGCUGGAGAGAGAAGGCUAUGGACCACUAGGGAUGACUGGAAUAUCCAUGGGAGGACAUAUGGCCUCACUGGCAGUGACAAACUGGCCUAAACCAUUGCCAUUGAUUCCGUGUCUCUCCUGGUCAACAGCCUCUGCAGUCUUUACUACGGGGGUGUUGAGCAAGGCAGUGAACUGGAGAGAGCUCGAGAAACAGUAUUUUACAGAAACCGUUUAUGAAGAAGAAAUAAUUCAAAUGCUUGAAUACUGUGGAACAGAUUCUUUCAAGAUGGGACAAGAUUUUGUGAAAAACUUCCCUGACAGUGUGCACAGUCUGGAGGAUAUGGAUGUUACCUCCAGGAUAUUCAACUUUGAGUCCAUGAGCGCUGCUGUAUCUAAAGAAGCUGUUCACAGCUUUACCACCAAUAAAAGUACUCUAAGUGCCUCUUCAGAAAGACUCUUAAUACAAGAUGCUCCCAAAAUGCAGUGCAUAAAUCAAACAUUUUCAACCAGCAGCAGUAGCAAUAAAAACUUAACCAGCCCACAAGGACGCGGGAUAAACACGAGAAGAAAGAGUGACACUUUGCAAAGAGAAUCCAUAAGGUUCAUGAAAGGAGUAAUGGAUGAGUGUACCCAUGUAGCUAACUUCUCAGUUCCAGUUGACCCAAGUUUGAUCAUAGUUGUCCAAGCUAAGGAGGACGCGUAUAUUCCUCGCACUGGGGUGCGCAGUCUUCAAGAAAUCUGGCCGGGGUGUGAAAUUAGAUAUCUGGAUGGAGGUCAUGUCAGUGCCUACCUCUUCAAACAAGGACUCUUUAGACAAGCAAUUUACGAUGCGUUUGACCGGUUUCUUCAGAAAUACGCUGUCUGAAAAAUCUUCACAAUGCAUUCAAACUGAUCUCAUUUGUAAAUUCAGCGUCCUGGAACUCAUAUUUGGAAAACAAGCCGCUUGCAACAUCGAGUAGCCACUGACUUUGGCUGUUGUAGGUAACAAUAACCAGCAAUGGUGAAGUGCCAGCGUUACUUUCAUUUCAAUCCGGUGCCAUUCUGACCCAGCUGCUUCAGCAUUACCUUGUGAACAAACAACGGGCGGCGACCGUCAGCCUUCGCGUACUUUGUGUCUGAUCAGGUUGUGUGUUCCUUGAGUUCUGAAUCAGUUCUGAAUCGUGUGUCAGUGGAAAACAGACCGAUCUAAGUACUGAAAGAAUGUCAAACGUGCUGUAUGGCUAAGCUGCUCUCUUGUGUUUACUGUGUCUCUGGUGUGUUCCAGAUACCUGGGUUUCCUCUUGCCUCCCCGUGCCCACGCUGCUCCCGUUGUAUUGUGCCACAGCUUUGCCAGCGCUCAGCCUCCUGUGUUUGUCACUGGUUUUCUCUUCAAUUAUGAAUUGAAAAUGAGCUGUUUAAUAGGAGGGGCAGCAUCAAAUCUUGCGAAAGGAGACUGUGACAAUUCAGUGAAAAGUGAGAGGGGGACGUUUUCAUUCAGUACACCCCAUGAAGUUUUUCUGCCUCUGAAAUAACUUUCCCUUUCCGGAAGGAUCAUGUAGCAGUUCAUCAGUCAGGUUCACAAAACUGGAAUAAGUGAAAAUCAAGUGUCUGGUUAUUAAUUCUUUACAUUAAUUCAGUUGGAUAACCAAAAUUUCUAGAUUUUUUUUGUUUGUUUAUUUUUAAGGAAUGGUAGAAGAUACAGAAAUUUCAUCAUUUCACUUUACAAGCAAUGUCUCGUUUUAGGCAGUUAAAUCAAUAGCAGAUUAUAUGGUGCUAUGAAGACCUGCUGGAAAUAUUUCAACAGAAGUCCUUUUUAAAGUAUACACUCAGUGCUGAUAUGCCAAAUACAUUUUCGUGGUAUAAUUUUAAAAAUGCAUGAGCCUAAAUGUUAUUAAAACAGGUUGCUCCUUAUUUUUCAUCACUUGGGUUUUUUUAAAUCGAUGGAAAAUAAAAAAAUUCAGAUCUUGAACACACUCAAGAAAAUCCUCUUUGGGGAUCAAAAAUGCCAACAAAAUACAAUAUCAUAUAAAGUUGUCAUGUAGUGACUCUCUCUCCAUGUCUUUUCUUGUGGUAAUCUCCUGUAACAUUCUCUUAAAGCCAAUUCGCAGAGAGGUUGAAAACUGAAACACUUCAAUAUUAAUUUUAGUACAGUCACGACCAGGGUUACCCUGAAACAAAUUG
Molecule: messenger RNA, 2907 nt
Organism: Empidonax traillii (willow flycatcher)
Lineage: Eukaryota; Metazoa; Chordata; Aves; Passeriformes; Tyrannidae
Gene: ABHD18
Product: abhydrolase domain containing 18
Exons: 14
Coding region: 218-1612 (464 amino acids)
Source: RefSeq, a predicted model, not a curated record